Mytilus californianus (California mussel) is the source of this 1919-nucleotide messenger RNA. Its product is annotated as shootin-1-like. NCBI's taxonomy places the organism in Eukaryota, Metazoa, Mollusca, Bivalvia, Mytilida, Mytilidae. The record is from RefSeq and is a predicted model, not a curated record. Bases 46 to 1497 code for a protein of 483 amino acids. The transcript has a single exon.
AAAAGUUUCUUCCGCAAAAUAAAUAUGUUUCCGUGUUAGAAUAAAAUGAUGGCUACAACUGACUGUGCUAAUUGUCGGGAGUUAAAAGAGAUUAAAGCUAUAGCAAGACAGGUACUGAAGAAGUACGAUGAACUGCUGGAAAAGUAUAAGGAGAAUGAACAACAGUACGAUGAAAUCGUUAAAACACUCAAAGAAAGGGAGGCCAUGUUGGAUGACAUGAAAGGUUUGAUCGAACCUGCCGUUUCAGAACAUGAACGACUGAUGGUAAAAUAUGACAUUGAAGUAAACUGCAGAAAUGAGGCUGAAAAUAUUGCUCGAAAAGUGACCUCUCAAAACAUCACAUUAAAACGUCAAUCACAGGCUUUGCUUAGCCAUUUGGAGAAGAUUGAUAUAACCCAAGUGCCAGAGGAAAUUCUCGAAGAACCGGAGGAGGAAGAGGAGACCGCAGGAUACAAGGAAUAUACGGAUAAGCUUAACAACACAAUCAAAGAUUUAGAGGAAAAAGUUUCUCACAAUGUCACCUCUCUCGCAACAGCUACAGAGGAGUUAUCUACAGAACGUGAAAAUAACUUUCGUCUUCAACAGAAGAAUGAGCAUUUAAAACAAAGUCUCAAUCAAACUGAGAACACUUUAACACAGUACCAAAAUGCCAUGACUGAGUUAUCUACAAUGUCAGAGUCAGCGUAUGAAGAAUAUGAACAUUUGAAAAACAAGUAUGAAAUCGAAGCUAAACAGAGGACUGAAGCAGAGAAAAAUAUGCAAAAGAUCACAGCACAAAAUGAAGCCAUGAAAAAACAGAGUACAAUUCUAAUGUCAAAAGUUGCUAAUGACCAACAUCUGAUUCUUGCUUUAUGUAAAAUUGAGGAGUUGGAAGAGGAAAAAAGCAAUUUAGAAAGGGAUGUGGACGAUUUACAAAAACAAACGUCAAAUGCCACAAAUGAGGAAGCUCUGACACAGCUUGAGGAGGAAAGGGAUAAACUCUCUGCCGAGAUUGAGGAAUUGACAGAGAAAGUGACAAACUAUGAAAAACUAUAUUCUAAUCUAGAAAAACAGUAUAAAGAGCUGGAAAAGAAACUUGAUGAGGCCUUGAGUCCACCUAUACCACCACCGCCACCUUUGCCUCCACCGACUUCGCAGUCAAAAGGAUUCUUAGCAAGAAUAAGGGGAAACAAAAAGAAGAAACCGGCACCUGGUCAACAGGCAGGUGUAGAUGAAAAGGGGUAUGGCAAAGCACUGGAAGAAAUGAUGAAGAGAAUCAAUUCUGGAAAGCCAAUACUGAAGGAGAAUUCGCGUCAAAUUACAGAAAAGCCAGAUAUGAAGGACGGUGAAAACCCCGGUGCCAUGCUUGAGCUACAUAGUGUACUGAAUCGCUUUAAGAAUACGCAAAGAAAAAGUGGAACUGUAUCGUCACACCCUGUAAAUAGCGUUGAACCCCAUUCUGAACUGGCCAAAGCUUUUCGACGUGUUAAACGAGAAGACAGUCAAACGAAUGAAUAAUGAUUUAAGGAUAUUAUGUUUGUAUAUUUCUUACAAUUCUAUUAAAUACACAUGUUAAAAGAAUUUCGAAUCUUCGAGGGACCAGAAAGUUUGUUUUGUUCUAUUAUUCAGUAGUUAACUAUAACUGCGAACAUAUUAUUAACGGAAAAAUGUUGUUACCAUGGAUGUAUGAUCAUAUAAGUUAUGGUGUCUGUCUUGUUUUGCUUGUAAUUUUUUGUAAAAUGACUUCUUUCUUAAUUUUAGGUCACAUCAAUUCAUUAAUAUUUAUUGAAAUUAACGGAGUAAAAAAUGAGACAGCGAGAAAUUUGGAUUGUAUCUUCCGAAAUAACAAUUGAAAUAGUGAAUGGUAAAAUAAGAUGCUUAAUUCAUAUAUUGAAAGAAAAUUGACUAUUGAGCAAAUAAAGUCUACUUUUCAAAUCAAA